Psilocybe cubensis is the source of this 1104-nucleotide messenger RNA. RefSeq lists its product as uncharacterized. Bases 1 to 1104 code for a protein of 367 amino acids. Gene Ontology annotation, molecular function: GTPase activity. NCBI's taxonomy places the organism in Eukaryota, Fungi, Basidiomycota, Agaricomycetes, Agaricales, Agrocybaceae. The transcript is spliced from 7 exons. The record is from RefSeq and is a predicted model, not a curated record.
AUGGCAACAACUUCUUCAAAGAAACCCGUCGCAAUAAUCACCAUAGGCAUGGCCGGCGCAGGCAAGUCAACAUUUGUCCAACGCCUCAAUUCGUAUCUCCACUCGCGCGACCCCCCUGCUCCCCCGUACAUCCUCAACCUCGACCCCGCCGUCACCUACGUCCCUUACGAGCCCAACAUCGACAUCCGAGACACCGUCAACUACCAGGAGGUCAUGAAGCAGUACAAUCUCGGUCCCAACGGCGGCAUCCUCACAGCGCUCAACCUCUUCACCACAAAAUUCGACCAGGUACUAGGGCUGGUUGAGCAGCGGGCGGACAGCGUUGACUACGUUGUGCUUGACACACCCGGGCAGAUUGAGAUCUUCACCUGGUCAGCCUCUGGGGCUAUUAUCACAGACGCGAUCGCAUCUUCACUACCGACUGUCGUUGCAUAUGUCAUUGACACACCGCGUACGACGGCACCUGCGACCUUCAUGUCCAAUAUGCUCUACGCGUGCAGUAUUCUCUAUAAAACCAAACUCCCUUUUAUCCUCGUCUUCAACAAAACCGAUGUGCAGCCUCAUGACUUUGCAGUCGAGUGGAUGACCGACUUUGAAGAAUUCCAAGCAGCACUCGCCGCACACGGAGGCGCGCGCGAUUCCGAAGGCGAGCCAACCUACAUGAACAGUCUCAUGAAUAGCAUGAGUCUAGUUCUGGAUGAAUUCUACAAGAACCUCAAGGCUGUGGGUGUGUCGAGUGUAACGGGUGCAGGGUUCAAAGAGUUCCUAGAAGCCGUCGAAGGAUCACGCGAGGAAUACGAAAAAGAGUACCUCCCUGAACUUGAAGCUGCGCGUAAACAACGCGAGCAGACUCUCCAAGCAGCCAAAGACGAGUCAAUGGCGCGCGUGAUGAAGGAUCUCGCAAUCGACAGGGAGAAGAACCCGCGCGGGGCGCUUAUGGACCGGUGGGAGGAGGAAGAGGAGGAGGACGAGGAGGACGCGGACGAUGAAGCAGAGCUGGAUCUUAUCGAUCGGACGGAGGAGCGGGGGCCGCAGGAGUAUAUCGAUGUGACGAGAGCAAGGCGGCAUGAGAGGGAGGAUAUCAAUUGGCCACGGCCGGGGUGA